Molecule: messenger RNA, 2591 nt
Organism: Scophthalmus maximus (turbot)
Lineage: Eukaryota; Metazoa; Chordata; Actinopteri; Pleuronectiformes; Scophthalmidae
Gene: ndr2
Product: nodal-related 2
Exons: 3
Coding region: 245-1441 (398 amino acids)
Biological process (GO): BMP signaling pathway; SMAD protein signal transduction
Cellular component (GO): extracellular region
Molecular function (GO): type I activin receptor binding; growth factor activity; cytokine activity
Source: RefSeq, a predicted model, not a curated record
GAUGGGGACUCGGGCUGGCAGCAGCAGAUCGCGGCGCAAACAAGAAGUUGCGCGUCUUGUCAACACGCACCCGGGCGCCUCAUUACCAAGUGAAUGGAUGAUGAGCUGUCAGGUAGCAAGUCUUGAGGACGCACGUCAAUUUCCUUUAAUGUUCUCGGCCACUUGUUAAACAUGAAAGGGGGUGGGCGCGGGUAUAUAUAUAUGAGACCAUCUCCCCCGGCAGAGGAAUUCGUCAUUAAACACCAUGCGCUCAUUGGGAGGCCUGCGCGUCGCGCUGCACGCAGCGCUGCUGCUGCUGCUGCUGCCGCUGGCGCGGGGGGUCCACGUCUCCAGGGCCGGAGUCUACCUGCGGCCGCUGCGGGGCCCCUCGGCGCUGGAGCGGCCCCCCGCGCACCACCUGCCCACCUACAUGGUGCACCUCUACAGGAACUUCAAGUCCAACGUGUCCGGGCCCGUGGACGCCGCGGAGCGGGCGGACACCGUCAAGAGCCUGCAGGCCAAAAGUUUGACGUACAGACACAGGCGCUGGGUUGCGACCUUUGACCUCCACACCCUGCUGGCCGACAAACAGAUCCAGACAGCGGAGCUGCGAGUCAGGCUUCCUCGGACACCGAGUGCACACAACAUCUCCGUGGAGGUCUAUCACCAGCGCGGUCCCGCAUGCCAUGCUCACAAGAGCUGCCAAGAACAGCAGCUGGUGGGGCUGCUCACGGGGUCCUCACUGGUCACUUCAUCACAGAGCUGGAAAGUGUUCAACAUGACAAGCCUUCUCUUGGACUGGCUCAGACAGAAAUCAUCAGCGAGGAUUCGACACAAAAGAGUGGCGGGGAGAAGGAAAGCGGCAAAGACAAAGGGUGGCCUGUCUCUUCCCGGUCAGCCUGUCUAUGUGGCGAGCCCGGGGAGAGAUCAGGAUGUCAGUGACCAAGCCCUGCUCGUCGUCUUUUCGCACACUGGCUCGGAUGAAAGCUCGAAGGCCAAAGCAAGCUUACUUCACACGGCUGAAAAAUCCAAGUUCUUGUCCCCUGCCGAAAUCAAAAAGGCUCGCUGGCCGAAGAGGCGCAGGAGCAAACGGGGCCAGAGGGAACAAGUGGGGAGAAGCCCGCAGGUGUCCAAAAGAGGGAGUGAAAAAUCCCUCUGUCGCAGAGUCGACCUGCAUGUAGACUUUAAUCAAAUAGGCUGGGGGUCCUGGAUCAUCUUUCCCAAGAGGUACAAUGCCUACCGCUGUGAAGGUUCCUGCCCCGGUCCUCUGGGAGAAGACCUGAAUCCAACGAAUCAUGCUUACAUGCAGAGUUUGCUGAAACAUUACCACCCCGACAGAGUGGCUUCGCCCUGCUGCGCCCCGACCAAAAUGAGCCCAUUGAGCAUGCUGUACUACGAGAACGGAGAAAUGCUCCUUCGACAUCACGAAGACAUGAUCGUGGACGAGUGCGGCUGCCAGUGACAGCUGCGACCGGCACCUCCAGGCUUUACCUGAGCUGCUGGUGCAGCAUAAGAGCAAAAAGACAAAAUGCUGAACAGCAGCGAAGCGAUUUCUGAGAAACAAAGGAAAACACUUAGCUAGAAGGAAGGGGAAAAAAAGAAGCUCUUUGAUACUUGUCACUGUCCACUGUAAGAUUGUUGCUGAUCUACAACAUGUGCAGCAACACGACUCGACUUUGUGAUGUGAGCUCUGGUUUGUAAGGAGAACAUUGUUAUUUUCAUACGUGCUGAAACACAAACUCUAGCUGUGUGCUGCUGUCACAGCUAACGCCGAAGGUUAUUUCUCCUUGACUUAUCAAUUUCAUCAAUGUAAAUAUGAAACGGCAAUGUUAUUGAAUAUUCCAGCACUGUUUUAUUGUACACUACCAUUUGUGUAACUGUAAAUUAAUGUAUAUUUAUUGUAAAUAUAAAAAAAUGUGUAUUUAUGUACAUUUUACACAUGGAGUAUGUACUUUAUUAUGAUUUAUUACUUGUAUUUUUACUUUUUGGGGGGGGCAUGUUAGUAUAGCAAAGUUAUAUAAUAGCAUGCCAUUGACUGUCUGAUCCCAUUUGUGAUCUUGUUCACUCGUUCUUUGAUCAGAUAUUUCCGGAUUUAAAUCCUUUCAUUUCUUUCUUGCUGGCUUGUGAUUUGACAAAAUAUAUCUUCUGAGAAAUCUGGCGGCACUUCUUACAGUGAGGUUUGGAAAAUGGAUUGCUUUGACGUGAUAGUCUGAUAGCACAACUUUCUCUGUGCUGGGCUGUUUGGUUUAUGCUGUCACGCAACAAUAACACAUAACCCCCUGCUUGGAUCACUGGCAUAUCGACCUGGAUCUGCUGUGUGCAAUUCAAAAGACACACCAAAAAAAGGCGGAUCUUUCUAGUUUCACAGUGUUUCAGUCAUCCACAGUGAGUCAACAGCCAUAUUCCACUGAAGUUCACAAAUUCCAAACAAAGCUCUAUGCAGCAGAUCAAUAUCCAGCAAAUACUGUAAAGUGGCUGCUGGUUGAAACAAUGCAAAAACUAAGUUCUAUUCUUCUGAGGCCAGAGGGCUCAUUGUAUUCAAAUCCUUUGAAAAUACACUGACUCACCAGGAAUUUGCCAGAGUCACGACCAUGGCAGUGGUCAAACUGGGA